Messenger RNA from Pocillopora meandrina, 2754 nucleotides. NCBI's taxonomy places the organism in Eukaryota, Metazoa, Cnidaria, Anthozoa, Scleractinia, Pocilloporidae. The record is from the annotation of a GenBank genome assembly.
AUGGGGUUGACAUCCAAGAAAUCCAAUCCCGCUGGAACAGUUUAAAUCUGGGCCAGAAAACACGCCGGGGGAUAAGGAGGGAAGACCUGCAGUCCUACUUCGACGAGCAAAUGUGGCGUCAGUGGAGAGCGGGAACCCCUCAGCAAUCAAUGCAGAAUUUUUGGCCGUUCUAGCCAAUCAAUAUCUAAUUGAUCAUCCGGUUUUGUAAAUAUGCUACGGUUUUUACUUUCAGUUUUGAUAGAGACAGGUAAAGAAACAAUUAAGCUUUGUCCAUGACUAUGUUCAAUAGGUUUUACGUAGAUUAGGUCUACUGAUCACACUGGUCCGGAAAGCUUUUUUAACGAAAAGACGCACUUUUAAAAUAUGCGAUUUCAACUUGAAUUUUAAUUCAUUUUGAAAACCGACCUUUUCGAAUUCCCCGAUGUUGAUUUUUCUUGUAAUAUUGCGUUUUUUUGCCGUAGGUGACCAUUAUGAUGUUGCCAAAAAAAAAACAGUUUAUUCAUUUUCAUAGAUAGAGGCAAAGCUUUUUUGGAUUGUGGGAGCAAAAUGACGUUUUUCGAAGCGCCUGCGAAAGUGUGGUCGGGGCCUUGAUGUUGGGAAGUAUUUAACAUACAACAAUCAGAGUGUUCAAAAAUAAAACUUGAUUGAAAAGUUCAAAAGAUUGGUGAUUCAGUCGUAAUCCUUCCUUAAGGAGCAAAACUAGUAACAUUUUAAAACUAGAGUGCGAUACGAAUGUUGUUGUAUCGAUAGAUGACGCUGUUAUAAGUCAGAAAAAAGGUGCGACGAUAUCCAGUUUUAAUUACCUUCUAAAAAGUUACAGUAAAAGUUCAAGUAAUAUCUAAAUGGAAGUUGUCGUGGUGAAACCGGAACCCACGCGAGCGAAAAAAAGAGCGUCCUGAUCUGAGGGGAAGAGAAUCGCUUAAACAAAAACGGCAGCAUGGGAAAAUUUAUUUUCAAUAUUCUCCCGUCUUACUUCAUAUCCUCUCUAUGAAUCCUGUCUCUGAAUCUCCUAAAAAAAACUUAUGAAGUAUUCACCGUUAGUAUCGAGGUUUUUUGGACACUCCAUCGCACUCCAUAAGGUUAGACUCUCCACAAGUCUUUCUCGUCAGUACUGUAACCGAGCUCGAUAAAUGAACUUUGUCGAGGUAGAUUACUAAUCGAGGGAAGUGCAAAAAAUGCGUAAAGAAGAUAACCAAUUAUUAGUUCAAAAAACUAAUUAAUUCAAUAAACUUUUAAGAAAUUUAUUAACAAUUCGCGUUUCAAUAUUUUGCCAUGGGAAUUAAACUGUAAAUCAACAAUAAUAAAAGCUAUCUAACCUUUUAAAAAAAUUUUUUGAGGUGACUGUCUUGCUUACUAGGGGUGGGUUGGAAAAAAAACUGGAAUUUUGCCGAGAGUAGGUUAACCCUAACCUCAAUAAUAACAAUCAAGAUUUACUCCUAUCACUUUUUGAAAACUGUCAUAGAUUGACAAGGGAUGUUUCUCUUCUAUGUGAAAAUCGCAGCUAACAACAGAACCAACCAGAGCAAUUCCCCUUUGAAGUUGUGCAAAAGUUAUGAAAAAAUGCAAAUUUAGUGCGCCUCCCCACUUUUUAACCACGAAAAAUCGAUAAAAAAUUAAGGUUUUUAUGGAUUUUUAAAAAGCUUGAAAGGAACCUAGAACAAGACGAGGGCUAAUCUUUAGUAGUGUUAGAUUCCUCAUUUUAUCGCUUUAAGGUAUAUUUUUUACAAUAUGUAAAGUUAACUCGAAAACUUCUCUAGGUUCGCCCUCCCUACUGUUUAAAUUUUCUGUGUUGAAUCUGUUUAAAGAGGCCUGGAUCUUCAAGAAAACCUCAGGGUUAACGCGGGCUACGUAUAUCAUCCCCUUAAGAACCAGAAAAGAUGUAGAGUAGCACAAAUCCGGACUUUGAACCCCAAGAGAGUUAUGAACUAGUGCGCCCUUCCCUCUUUUUGAAACUUUCCAAGAAAUAUCUCAAAAAGGUCAAAGUGAUGGGCAAAACAUUUUAGCACAACAAAGCCAAGCCUAUUCUACAUCUUCACCCAAAACCCCGAGUCAAACCCUUAAUACCCCCAGCAUCUGGAAGAAUUAGGGAAAAAAAGUGGGGAGGGCGCACCUAAAGAAACCUGGUUAGGAGUUAACAUAAAGAGCUUCCAAUGAAUCAGCGUGCAUUUCUUUUGAGUGUUUUUGUUAUAGUUUUGUCCUCGGUGAUUGUGUAUUUUUCAGAAAAAUGAUGAAUGGCUCAAAAGUAUAUAAAUAGUUUCUCUCUCCACGCCUAAUAUGUUAAAUUUGUCCUGCCAAUCAUUUUGAAGUCGGAAAGCCAUGAGUAAGGAAGUUUUUCGCUUUCUAUAAAUUUCUUUUUUCUGCCUCUAACUUAAAUUGAUUUAUCUGAUCAAGUUUUUUUUUAAUUGGCAAUAGGAUGGCAACAAAAUAUGUGAACCGCUCCACCAAAUCUUAAUAAUUUGCAACUAAGGAAACGUGAUGAAUCUCGCUGGAAAGAUCCUUUUUUCCUACUCCCAAAACAGUACGUCUUAGAAUAGAACUUCGCUAAUAUCGAUAUCUGAGCUUGCGUAAAGUUUGGAUCUCGCGUUACCGAAAAAAGUUCACAUUCACCAUCGCUUGGGGCCGUGUAAAAUUAAUUUUAUUAAGUUAGGUACUUCAUGGGCUUGCUUGUAAAGCGAAGUAUCAUGUUAAUAAGUAUAUAUAUCCAUUAAAUUAUUCAUUCAUCUAUUUGGUUUUUUUUUGGUUUUUUUUUUAGAA